GUCCUGAGAAGAGCUCGAAAGGUGAAGGUGUAGUCGUAGUGUGGCAAAGGUGCAAAGCGGAGGGGUGGGACCUCCUGGGUUUUCUUUUUAUAUUCGGAAAGGUCGUGAUGUUGACUGCCCGAAUCGGCAUGCGAAAUGCAGGACAGCAAUGAUCAUCAUGUCAGAGAUAUGACGACCUCAAUAGUCUUGCGCAGGUGUGCUGGAUCCAGGGUCAUAUGCUGAACUGAGUCAUGAAGCUGCUGACGAUGGCGAUUAUGAUGUCGGCGGCAUGUUCCCUGCCGAAACCAAGCAAAGUAGUGGGGGGUCCAACAGGGAUGGGCAUGGAGGGGUUCGGGUUUCGUGUAAUUGUCCCAAGCCAAGAGCUUGAUGGCCUUGAGACAAGUGCAACAAUCUGCGAGGAUGGUAUGAAGGUGGUUGAUUACCAGCCGCCAGCAUCCUUUGAGCCGAAACCGUCUCCGUCUCCGCCUCCUCCGCCAGCACCGAAACCGCUAGCAUCGCCACCAGCGUCGCCCAUACCUGCCAUGUUGCCAGGCUCAGUAGUGGGGUUAGUGCACUUGGACUUGAAGUGACCCAUCUCGUUGCAGUUGGAGCACUUCACGCGGCUAACUAUGGCACCUAUUUAGUAUGUGAACACUGGGGGAACCAGGGUGUACUUACUAUCACGGGGCUUCGGGCACUCCUUGCCGGUGUGACCGUACUCGUCACAGUUGCGGCACUGGACUUUGGCCAUGUUUCGGGGCUCGGGGCACUCGCGAGAAUUAUGACCCUCGCCGUCACAGUUGCGACAGAUC
This is a messenger RNA of Pseudomassariella vexata, 791 nucleotides long. RefSeq lists its product as uncharacterized. The record is from RefSeq and is a predicted model, not a curated record. NCBI's taxonomy places the organism in Eukaryota, Fungi, Ascomycota, Sordariomycetes, Amphisphaeriales, Pseudomassariaceae. The transcript has a single exon. The annotation marks the transcript as partial.